GGUAACAGAUAACAACCCAACACCAAACCAUCUUUUACUCUAUAGUUUAAAACCUUUCUCGCCAUUUAAAGCAUUUACUCUACUCUCUCCAUACAUAACACAGAAUAACAGAGAGAGAGAGAGAGAGAGAUGGUGAACCUUGUAGCAGCUCAAAAGCCCGUAUUGCAAGGGCUAAUGAAAAUGGCUGGUGUGAAACCACAUGCACUAGAGGUUGAGCAAGGCACAGUAAUGAACUUCUGGGUGCCAGUUGAAACCGUUGAGAAAGCAAAAAAAGGUCAAAAAAUAAACAAGACCCAGGUUUCGUUAUCUAAACCAAACAAACCUGUUGUAGUUUUAAUCCACGGUUUCGCAGCUGAAGGUAUUGUUACAUGGCAAUUUCAAGUUGGUGCUUUGACAAAAAAAUACUCUGUUUAUGUCCCUGACCUUCUAUUCUUUGGUGGGUCCAUCACCGAUAAAACGGACCGGUCACCGAAGUUUCAAGCAGAAACAUUGGUGAAGGGUUUAAGGAAGUUAGGAGUGGAGAAAUGUACAGUGGUGGGUUUUAGCUAUGGAGGGAUGGUAGCAUUUAAGAUGGCUGAGUUGUAUCCUGAGUUCGUAGAAGCCAUGGUUGUUUCUGGGUCCAUCUUGGCUAUGACGGACUCGAUCAGUGAAGCAACACUAAGUGGGCUUGGGUUCAAAUCUUCCUCAGAGCUUUUGUUGCCUAAUUCUGUUAAAGGUCUUAAAGCACUACUUAAAGUUGCUGCUCACAAGAAACUCUGGUUCCCUGAUCGCCUUCAUAAAGACUUUCUUGAGGUCAUGUUUACCAACAGAAAAGAAAGAGCUGAACUUCUAGAUGGAUUAGUCAUCAGCAACAAAGACACCACCAUCCCUACAUUCCAACAGAGAAUACAUUUGCUGUGGGGUGAAAAUGAUCAAAUCUUCAAGUUGGAACUUGCACAGAACAUGAAAGAGCAAUUGGGUGAGAAUGCAACAGUGGAGGGCAUAAAGAAGGCAGGUCACUUGGUUCACCUGGAACGACCCUGCGUUUACAAUCGCCUUCUCAAGCAAUUCCUCAAGUCUCCACACGAUGGAAACUGACAUUCUGAUUUGCAAUAUCUUUCAGUCUACCCACCUCAUAUAAUGUUACUGCUUUAUGCAUAAUUUAUUUUUCUUGCCAUCCAUUGCUGAAAGCAAAAUAUUAAGGUCUAUAUAAAUAAAUUCUACCACAUUUUGAGAAA
Molecule: messenger RNA, 1217 nt
Organism: Jatropha curcas
Lineage: Eukaryota; Viridiplantae; Streptophyta; Magnoliopsida; Malpighiales; Euphorbiaceae
Source: RefSeq, a predicted model, not a curated record